GAAGGGCGGACUUCAGGCUGCUUUACAUACACAGAGCGACACGGACGGCAGCAGCAGUCCACACUUUUACACACUUAGACACGGACAUACUUAUAUAUAGUACAGUAUAUACACCUGUGCGAGAACGAUGUCUUCUCCUCCCACUGUCACCUCCAGCGCUCUCAGCGCUCUGGCGCCGAAAAGGAAAACCAAGAAGAAACACUUCGUGCAGCAGAAAGUGGAGGUUUUCAGAGCCAGUGACCCCGUGGUGAGCGUGCUGAUGUGGGGGGUCAACCACUCGAUCAAUGACCUGAGCCAGGUUCCUGUCCCCGUCAUGCUGCUUCCAGACAACUUUAAAGCCUGCGCCAAGAUAAAAGUCAGCAACCACCUCUUCAACAAAGAGAAUCUUCCCGCACAGUUCAAAUUCAAAGAGUACUGUCCGCAGGUGUUCAGAAACCUGAGGGAGCAUUUUGGCAUCGAUGACCACGAUUUCCAGGUGUCUCUGGCCCACAGUCCUCCGCACAAAGACGAGGAGGGGCACCGCGUGGGUCUGCUGCUGACAUCAUAUGACCGCACUUUGGUGGUGAAAGAAAUCUCCAGUGAGGAGGUGGAGGAAAUGCACAGCAUCCUCUCCGAGUAUCACCAGUAUAUUGUUACGUGCCACGGCAGCACGCUGCUCCCUCAGUUGUUGGCCAUGUACAGAGUGACGGUGGAGAGCGAGGACACCUACCUGUUAGUCAUGAGAAACGUCUUCAGCCACAGACUGCACGUGCACAGGAAGUACGACCUCAAGGGCUCCCUGGUGUCACGUGAAGCAAGUUUUAAAGAGAGGGUGAAAGAGUUGCCCACAUAUAAAGACGUAGACUUCAGGAAUACGAUGCAAAAAGUUUAUGUGAGUGAAGAGGAGAAGGAGAAGAUUUUGGACAAGCUUCACAGAGACACAGAGUUUCUGGUGCGGAUGAGGAUGAUGGACUACAGCCUGCUGCUGGGCAUCCAUGAUGUGAAGCGGGCUGAGAGGGAGGAAGAGGAGGAGGAAGAGGAGGUUGAUGAGGAGUUGCCAUACGAAGAGGAAGAAGAUGAUGAAAAUGGGCUGGCCCCUGCCCCACAUUCCACAUCGCCUCAGGGCAUCGCAGGCUACAUGAACUCCUUCAAACCAAUGGGUCCCGGGGAGUUUGACCCUUACGUGGAUGUGUACGCUGUUCAGAGCGCCGUAGGUGCGCCCCAGAGAGAGGUGUAUUUCAUGGGUCUGAUUGACGUGCUGACACAGUACGACACCAAGAAGAAAGCUGCUCACGCUGCCAAGGCUGUCAAACACGGGGCGGGAGCAGAAAUCUCAACGGUUCAUCCCGAGCAGUACGCCAAACGUUUCAGAGAGUUCAUCACUCAGAUCCUGGCUUAGUUCAACGAGUCUUAUCAUACAGUACAGUUCUUACACCACAUCCCCAAGAUGCAUUCAAAACCUAUGGAAACAAUCUCUGUGAAGACCUUAUGUAAAGCACAUUGAUAGUCCACUAUAAUGCACUCACAAUGCUUCAUGACAUAUGGAAUUAGAUUUGUGUCAAUAUGAAGCAAAAUAGCGAUUUAAUCAUUCA
Messenger RNA from Solea senegalensis (Senegalese sole), 1571 nucleotides. RefSeq names its product phosphatidylinositol 5-phosphate 4-kinase type-2 gamma-like. The record is from RefSeq and is a predicted model, not a curated record. The transcript has 10 exons. Gene Ontology annotation, biological process: phosphatidylinositol metabolic process. Lineage: Eukaryota; Metazoa; Chordata; Actinopteri; Pleuronectiformes; Soleidae. Gene Ontology annotation, molecular function: phosphatidylinositol kinase activity. Bases 128 to 1378 code for a protein of 416 amino acids.